GCGGCAGCGAGGCCACACGGCUUAUCGAGUCAGGAGGCGAAGUCAGUCGCGAGCGCAGCAUCGAGAGGUGCGUACGUGCGGGUUCGACGUCGCUGCUGGAGCAGCUCCUUCAACGAGAAAGAUGCCAGAGACCAGCGGACAACAUGUAACUUGCGGCCCGGGUUAUUCAAGUCCGCGAGAUGCGAUGCUUCAUGGGCCGCGUGAGAAAAUACUUUACGUUAACUGCAUUCACACCGACCCGAACAAACCAGAUAUGUUGGCGACCGUUGACGUUGAUCCUGCGAGUUCUACUUAUUGCCAGAUAAUUCACAAGCUGAAAAUGCGGGAGGUAGGCGACGAGCUCCACCACAGCGGUUGGAAUAUCUGCAGCAGCUGCUACGGGCAUCCGAAGAAGCGUGACACACUGGUACUGCCGUGUCUCGUCUCCGACCGCAUCUACUUCGUGGACGUGUCGGAGCAGAGGGCGCCGAGGAUCAAAAAGAUUCUCGAGCCCGAGGAAAUGCACAAGCAUGGAGUGGCGACACCUCACACCGCGCAUUGCUCGCCCACUGGUGAAAUCAUGAUAUCGACUCUGGGAAAUCCGAGCGGCGACGCCGUCGGUGACUUCCUCUGCAUCGACAGCAAUACCCUGGAGAUCACGGGUACGUGGGUGAAGAGCGAGCAGAAGGCCAAGUUUGGCUAUGAUUUCUGGUAUCAGCCUUAUCACGACACUCUUAUAGCCACGGAAUGGGGAGUGCCCAAUGUAUUCAAGCGGGGAUUUUCCGCUGACGAUCCCGAGAACGUAGAAGUUUACGGUAGAAGCCUGAACUUUUACUCGUGGAAGAAUAGGACUCUUCAGCAGGUGAUUAACCUUGGCGAGGAAGGCACAACUCCUCUCGAAGUGAGAUUCCUGCACGAGCCGACGAGCAAUAUCGGCUACGUAGGCUGCGCCAUGCACUCUGCUGUUUAUAAGUUUCAGAAAAAGGAAGACGGUACUUGGACAGCGGACAAAGUCAUUAAGGUCCCAGCAAAGAAAGUCGAGGGAUGGAUAACACCGUACAUGUCUGGUAUGAUUACGGACAUCCUCGUGAGCCUCGACGACAAAUACUUAUAUUUUUCAAAUUGGCUCCACGGUGACGUACGUCAAUACGAUAUAACAGAUCGGGAUCAUCCACGUCUCGUAGGUCAAAUUUUUCUCGGCGGCUCGGUUCUCACUGAUUCUAAGGUGCGUGUGAUCGAAGAUCAGGAGCUGGAAAAACAACCGAAUCCCAUUUAUGUUAAGGGUCGCAAAUUGGAUGGUUCGCCACAGAUGUUACAAUUGAGCUUGGAUGGGACUCGCCUUUACGUCACGACUUCCCUCUUCAAGCCUUGGGAUCAACAGUUUUAUGCGGAGCACGUCAAACAUGGUUCAGUGAUGGUGAAACUUAACGUGGACAUUAAAAACGGAGGUAUGAAAGUCGACCAAGAUUUCUUAAUUGACUUUGGAAGUGACCAAAGCGACGUUUUACUAGCUCAUGAAAUGAGAUAUCCGGGAGGCGAUUGCACAUCCGACAUUUGGCUUGCAGAAGAAACGAAACUCUGAAUUAUCAUUUAUUAUUUCGAAUACCGGCUUUUAGUAUAGUUGCAAGCAAAAAAAUAUCUCCAAAGUACUCCGUGCGACACGACGACAACUGCUUAUAUAAUUGCCACGUGGCAAUUAAACCUUUUGCAUUAUAAUUCACGGACAAGACGCCAAAAAAUUCGCGCCUCGGUUCUUUAAUCUACCGUAACAACCGGUAGUGAGUGCUUAUUGCGAAUCCGGUCACUUUAUUAUUACAUGUAUACUAUUAUUGUUAUUUCUAUGUAUUCAGAAUGCCAAUUUGAAAAUAA
Messenger RNA from Ceratosolen solmsi marchali, 1848 nucleotides. Its product is annotated as selenium-binding protein 1-A. The coding region runs from base 122 to 1561 and encodes 479 amino acids. The record is from RefSeq and is a predicted model, not a curated record. The transcript is spliced from 8 exons. Gene Ontology annotation, molecular function: selenium binding. Lineage: Eukaryota; Metazoa; Arthropoda; Insecta; Hymenoptera; Agaonidae.